This is a messenger RNA of Coccomyxa subellipsoidea C-169, 1716 nucleotides long. Its product is annotated as gamma-glutamyltranspeptidase. The transcript has 10 exons. The record is from RefSeq and is a predicted model, not a curated record. The coding region runs from base 1 to 1716 and encodes 571 amino acids. Lineage: Eukaryota; Viridiplantae; Chlorophyta; Trebouxiophyceae; Coccomyxaceae. Gene Ontology annotation, cellular component: plasma membrane. Gene Ontology annotation, molecular function: glutathione gamma-glutamate hydrolase. Gene Ontology annotation, biological process: glutathione catabolic process.
AUGCACGCGAGGUGUUCGCAGCGUCAGGGACAGUUGCAGCCGAUCACGGGCGGUGUUCAGACAUCGGUGAGCAGUCGAUCGCGGCAGAGAGUCAGGUCUUCCUGUGGUACAUUUGCGCCGCAAAGAACUGGUCACUGCCUUGGAAACUUACAAGUGCUGGCAAAGUAUCGUGUUUGGUCCUAUGCAGGGAUGCGGGUCCUACAAGAUGGAGGGAACGCAGUCGAUGCUGCUGUUGCAACAACACUGUGCCAGGGGGUGAUGAAUCCCAUGGCCAGCGGCAUGGGAGGGGGAGGCUUCAUUCUCAUAAGGACAGCAAAUGGUGACACGGAGGUGAUAGAUGCGCGUGAGGUGGCACCAGCCGCUGCAUCCGAGGGAAUGUUCCAAGGAAAUAAGAAUGCAUCUUUGGAGGGCGGACUGGCGGUGGCAGUGCCUCUUGAAUUGAAGGGGCUGUGGAUGGCCCACCAGCGCUAUGGGCGGCAUGCAUGGGGCAACCUUGUCGCUCCAGCUGCCAGCCUGGCACGCAACGGCUUCCCAGCGCACCCCUACCUCAUCAACGCUCUCAACGACACAUCUGUUCGAGCACAGCUCAUAGCAAGGCCUGGCUUCAGAGAUAUUUUCUUCAAGCCGGACGGGAGUGGGGGAUGGCGGGUGCCAGCCAUCAAUGAGACAUGCUGUGCUCGACCUGCAUUUGCCAACCUCUUGGACGCUGUUGGAGCUCAGGGCCCUGAUGCGCUGUAUCAGCGGCACAGUGAGGAUUUGGCGGCGGAGAUAAGGGCGGCCGGCGGCAUCAUGACAGCAGAUGAUCUGAGGAGCGCAAUGCCUCUUGUCAAGGAUGCACUAAGCACCCAGGCCCGUGGACUGCACUUCUUCACUCCUCCACCACCGAGUGGCGCAGCAGCUGUUCUAGCAGCUAUUCAGAUGCUGGCUGCUUACCAGGCGCCGCUGGCCUUUUCUGGCCGCUCAAGGACACACCGGGUGGUAGAGGUGAUGAAGAAUGCAUUUGCCAUGAGGUCAAACCUUGGGGACCCGGGCGUGUGCAAGCCAGGACAUGUGCCAGGGGAUGCAGGUGGCACUUGCUUCCAGGACUUGGAGGAGCUGCUGACAGCCAUGCUGUCUCCAGCAUACGCUGACACGCUGAAGAGUCACAUAAUGGACAAUGGCACACAGCCCUACACGGAGUAUGGGGGAGAGUGGACGGUGGCUGGCGCUGUGGAGGACCAUGGGACCAGCCACCUGACUGUGGUAGAUGCUGAGCGCAACGCGGUGUCCUUCACCACAACUAUCAACACGUCUUUUGGGGCCAAGCUGCUAGGAGCUGCUCCAUGCGCAGGGCUGAUCUUGAACAAUCAGAUGGACGAUUUCUCGACGCCGGAUCAGCACAACGGCUAUGGCCUGCCGCCAUCCAGGCCCAACUUCAUCCGGCCUCUCAAGAAGCCGCAGUCAUCCAUGUCGCCCAUGAUCGUCGUCACCUCUGACGGCCGCCUCAGGGCAGUCAUCGGCGCAAGCGGGGGGCCGCGGAUUAUCUCCGCCCUCAUCCAGACCCUCUUCAGGCUCAUAGACUUGGGCGAGGAUCUGCUGACAGCCAUUGCGCAACCGCGGGUGCACAAUCAGGUUGUGCCAAACAGCACCUAUGUGGAGAAUUGGAGCGCUGGUGCUGUCAACUUUGUUGUCUCCCAACAGGAGGUUGAGGUAAGCUCAAACAGAUUCUGUGCCUGA